UCUGCGGCAGCAAGUGGCCGGGCCGGGCGCCGAGCGUGCGGAGCGGGAAAGAAGAGUUGAGCGUCCGCUCCGGCGCCGGGCUCGGUCGGCCGGCCGCAGCCCCGUGGGGUCGUCCUGCUGGGCCUCGCCGGCGGGCACCCUGGCUGUGGGCACCUGCGGCGCGCACGGCGCGGGGCCGCUGGGCGGCGGCAUGAAGGUCACAUCGCUCGACGGGCGCCAACUGCGCAAGAUGCUUCGCAAGGAGGCGGCGGCGCGCUGUGUGGUGCUCGACUGCCGGCCCUACCUGGCCUUCGCCGCCUCGAGCGUGCGCGGCUCGCUGAACGUCAACCUCAACUCGGUGGUGUUGCGGCGGGCCCGCGGCGGCGCGGUGUCGGCGCGCUACGUGCUGCCCGACGAGGCGGCGCGCGCGCGGCUGCUGCAGGAGGGCGGCGGCGGCGUGGCGGCCGUGGUCGUGCUGGACCAGGGCAGCCGGCACUGGCAGAAGCUGCGCGAAGAGAGCGCCGCGCGCGUGGUGCUCACCUCGCUGCUCGCCUGCCUGCCCGCCGGCCCGCGGGUUUACUUCCUCAAAGGGGGAUAUGAGACUUUCUACUCAGAAUAUCCUGAGUGUUGUGUGGAUGUAAAACCCAUUUCACAAGAGAAGGUGGAAACUGAGAGAGCCCUCAUCAGUCAGUGUGGGAAAUCAGUGCUUAACAUCAGCUGCAGGCCGGCCUAUGACCAGGGCGGCCCAGUUGAAAUCCUUCCGUUCCUUUACCUUGGAAGUGCCUACCACGCAUCCAAGUGCGAGUUCCUUGCCAACCUGCACAUCACAGCCCUGCUCAAUGUCUCCCGGCGGACCCCGGAGGCCUGCACAACACACCUACACUACAAAUGGAUCCCCGUGGAAGACAGCCACGCGGCUGACAUCAGCUCCCACUUUCAAGAAGCAAUAGACUUCAUUGACUGUGUCAGGGAAAAGGGAGGCAAGGUCCUGGUUCACUGUGAGGCUGGGAUCUCCCGCUCGCCCACCAUCUGCAUGGCUUACCUCAUGAAGACCAAGCAGUUCCACCUGAAGGAUGCCUUUGAUUACAUCAAGCAGAGGAGGAGUGUGGUCUCGCCCAACUUCGGCUUCAUGGGCCAGCUCCUACAGUAUGAGUCUGAGAUCCUGCCUUCCGCGCCCACCCCUCCGGCUCCCUCCUGCCAAGGAGAGGCAGCUGGCCCUUCAUUCCUCGCCCACUUGCAGACACUGAGCCCUGACGUGCAGGCUUCAUACUGCACAUUCCCUACCUCGGUGCUGGCCCCGGUGCCCACCCACUCGACAGCCUCAGAGCUCAGCCGGAGCCCCCUGGCCACAGCCACAUCCUGCUAAACCCGAGCUGAGGGAGCCAGCCCAGCCCCAAGAACAACUGUGAUUUUGUAUUUUGACUCGUGGACAUUUCAUACCUGUGCAAUGCUGAAGACCUCGCCCUGUCCUGCUAUCCUGGUGGGACAGCGAAGGGGUCACCAGGUUUGCAGACAAACUUAAGACUGACCUCGGGACUGAAGGAAGGCCAAGCCAUUAUGAGAGCACAGUGCGUGCUGACUACUGUACUUCCAGACCCCCGCCCUCAGGACUGCCCAGUCUUUGCACCUCAAAAUUCGCCUUUUCAUUUCAAGCAUAAGGCAAUAAAUAACCUGCAGCAACAUGGGAGAAAGCAGUUGCUAGACCAGGAGAAAAGGCAGUCAUGAAGCCAAUUCAUUUUGAAGGAAGCACAAUUUCCACCUUUUUUUUUUUUUUUUUCAAAUUUUGGCAGUCUCUAUAUCUGUCUCUGUUGCUUCAGGGCAUAAGCUGAUCACCACCUAGUCAGGAAAGUAACCCUGCAGGGUUUUAGGGACAUGAUGUAUAUGCCGAUUUGAACCCUCAGAUGCUUUUGAGACUCCAUCUUGGAUCAGGUGGAGUCAGUUGGGUGAAGUAGUGAGACGGGAACACUUCUGGUUUCCUUCUCACUGUGGGUUCUUCCCUGACUUUGGACUUGGGCAUGAUUCUUACUCAUACUUGAACCUUUCUCGUUGCACCUCUCCUCAAAGCAACUCUUGUGUCAUUUGAAAAGAGUUCUUUAGACCAUAGACCAAAAAUCACCUGUUUGAGGUGGUGGCAGUGGGUGCCACGAGAGAGAAAGGGUACCCACUUCCUGGGUCAGUGGCAUUGAAACAGUCGUCCCCCCAGCUUGCUGUCUUUAUAUGUGCUUGUCUCGUCUCUGAUGACACUUGUGUUCUUCCCUGCCCCUGGGGGUUGUCUUCAAGCUGUUGACUUCUGGGAUUUGCAGAUUUCAAUGUGGUACUACUUUUUUUUUUUGUCUGUAGGAUAUUUCUCCAGGGGAAAAGGCAAUAAUUUCCUAAAAUCCAUAUGAAUGUGAAGAAAAGCAGUAUGUUGGUUGUCAUCGUCGUCGUCUUUUUUUUUAUAUAGUGUAAAAUAAAAAUAGUAAAAAGAA
Capra hircus (goat) is the source of this 2447-nucleotide messenger RNA. It is a transcript of the gene DUSP5, whose product is annotated as dual specificity phosphatase 5. The transcript has 4 exons. Gene Ontology annotation, cellular component: nucleus; cytoplasm. Bases 191 to 1345 code for a protein of 384 amino acids. Gene Ontology annotation, biological process: protein dephosphorylation; negative regulation of MAPK cascade; endoderm formation. NCBI's taxonomy places the organism in Eukaryota, Metazoa, Chordata, Mammalia, Artiodactyla, Bovidae. Gene Ontology annotation, molecular function: protein tyrosine/threonine phosphatase activity; MAP kinase tyrosine/serine/threonine phosphatase activity. The record is from RefSeq and is a predicted model, not a curated record.